Messenger RNA from Hypomesus transpacificus, 2637 nucleotides. It is a transcript of the gene ddx19a, whose product is annotated as DEAD-box helicase 19a. Gene Ontology annotation, biological process: poly(A)+ mRNA export from nucleus. The record is from RefSeq and is a predicted model, not a curated record. The transcript has 12 exons. Gene Ontology annotation, cellular component: cytoplasmic stress granule; nucleus. Lineage: Eukaryota; Metazoa; Chordata; Actinopteri; Osmeriformes; Osmeridae. Gene Ontology annotation, molecular function: ATP binding; RNA helicase activity; RNA binding. The coding region runs from base 168 to 1643 and encodes 491 amino acids.
AUCAGCUAUACUGGGAUCAGCUGAUGCGCAUGAGCGCACGAGAGAGCGGCGCGCAUCAGUCCUGUUCAGGCAUCUAUCAUCUGUGGCGUUGAGUAGGUUAUUUAGCUAACUAAAAGUUGGGUAACUUGCUGGUGUCUACUUAACAACGUUAGAAUAACACAUAAACGAUGGCUUCUGAUUCUUGGGCGUUGGCAGUCGAUGUUCAAGAAGCUACGUCUAAAUCCUUCCGAUUUGCAGAUCGCAUGCAAACAAUGGACAGGAGUGAUUCUGCAUGUAUCCGUAGAAGAGAAAUCAAUGGUAGUCCUCAGAAAAUUGAAAAUGGUAUCAAGGAACGAAAAGAAGAGGAAACGGAGGAUGACAAGGCAGCUCAGUCUCUGUUGAACAAGCUUAUCCACAGCAGUCUUGUGAACACCACCAAUCAAGUGGAGGUUCUGCAGAGGGAUCCCAACUCACCUCUCUACUCUGUCAAGACCUUCGAAGAGCUGAGACUGAAACCACAACUACUCAGGGGAAUCUAUGCCAUGGGCUUUAACAGACCCUCCAGGGUUCAGGAGAAUGCGUUGCCUAUGAUGUUGGCUGAGCCACCUCAGAACCUGAUCGCACAGUCACAGUCUGGCACAGGUAAAACCGCUGCCUUUGCUCUGGCCAUGCUCAGCCGUGUCGACACAGCUCAGAAAGUGACUCAGUGCCUUUGCAUCUCCCCGACGUUUGAGCUUGCUGUGCAGACCGGUAAAGUGAUAGAGCAAAUGGGGAAAUACUAUCCUGAAGUGAAAUUGGCGUAUGCCAUUCGAGGCAACCGAGUGGAGCGGGGAACCAAGAUCCAGGACCAUAUAGUCAUCGGGACUCCUGGCACCGUCCUGGAUUGGUGCUCCAAGCUCAGGUUCAUCGACCCCAAGAAGAUCAAGAUCCUUGUCCUGGACGAGGCCGAUGUCAUGAUUGCCACUCAAGGCCACCAGGACCAGAGCAUCCGGAUCCAAAGAAUGCUGCCAACGGAUUGUCAGAUGCUGCUGUUCUCGGCCACGUUCGAGGAGUCUGUUUGGAAGUUCUCUGAGAGGGUUAUUCCUGACCCCAACAUUAUCAAGCUGAAGCGAGAGGAGGAGACCCUGGACACCAUCAAGCAGUACUACAUGGUCUGCAAGAGGAAUCAAGACAAGUUCACUGCCAUCUGCAACGUGUAUGGAGCCAUCACCGUUGCCCAGGCCAUGAUCUUCUGCCAUACUCGCAAGACAGCUGCCUGGCUGGCUUCACAGCUGUGUAGAGAGGGCCACCAAGUGGCCCUGCUGAGUGGGGAGAUGACUGUGGAACAGAGAGCAGAUGUCAUUCAGCGCUUCAGGGAUGGGAAAGAGAAAGUCUUGGUGACCACUAAUGUAUGCGCCAGAGGGAUUGAUGUUGAGCAAGUGUCCAUCGUGAUCAACUUUGACCUCCCUGUGGACAAAGACGGGAAAACCGACAACGAGACUUACCUUCAUCGGAUUGGUCGUACCGGGCGAUUUGGCAAGAAGGGUCUUGCAGUCAACAUGGUUGACAGUCAGUACAGCAUGGAUAUUCUCCGAGAGAUUGAGGAGCACUUCAAUAAGAAAAUACUUAAACUUAAUCCAGAUGACCCUGAUGACCUUAUAAAACUGGAGGAAAUACAUAACUGAAGAAGCUCCAAACAUCAUCUCUGCUGAAGUUACCUCAAAUUUGUCCAUUUGGACUUGAGUCACUUUAAGUAGUUGAUAACUUAAAUGUUAUAUCAGAUUACUAAAUAUGUUAGUCAACCAUGAGUCUGUUAAUCAGUUAAGCUUUCAGGGCAGUGGUUUCUACCAAAUAGAUAACACUCUUAGGAUUUCAGUUGGAAUGUUCUGUUUUCAAUUAAGUGGUUGUACUGAACUGGACCGUAAGCCUUUGGAACAUGCAAUUUCCUUAAAGUUGUUGGCAACAAAUGAAUCCAAGAGAGGACAGUUAAAUUAUUUGGGGAGUUUGCUUUGUGGAUUUGCCUUAACACCCCUUUCUAUAUAUGAUGGAUAUAGAGUUUGGAAGGCAUUGGUUUUCCCCAGUACGAGUGUUAUCUUCACUGGCAAUUGUUCAAUAUCUUGUCACAAGAAUGAAUCAGUCAAGUUAUUUGACUGGAUUCUCUGAAGUUAUUUGAUUGAGGCAUUUAAAGGUUGCUCACAAAGGUAUGUAAAUAGUCACCAUUCUUGGUGACUGUUUUUGUUUGAUAACAAUCAGACAGUUUCCAUUCCAUGAAUACUGUGAAGAUAGAGCUGUUUCUCCAUGUUUUGUAAUUUAUUUUACAGUUUAGGAGUUUCAAUUCACACAAAAGUUUUAUCAACUUUGAUUUAUAAAGUCAAAGUGGAAAUGUUAUUGAAAUUAUAAUUAUCUUUAUUUAACUAACAACAAGCAGAUAUUUGACACUUUUACCAAGUAAAAUGUUAAAAUUGACCUAAAUUGUUUUGGAAAUAACUAUUACAGAAUACUGAAAUUUACCAAAAUAUCCAGAAUUGUGUGAUCUUGUGUACUUCAGUGAAGAUAUAUUUAAGAUGGUGCUUGUCAUUAACUACCUAAAGAUGGCUAUGACAGGCUAUUGACAGUAGCCCUUGAUCUAAGUUGUUUUACUUUAGGCGUUUUGCAGUUGUAUGGUACGAGAAAGUACGU